Ochotona curzoniae (black-lipped pika) is the source of this 3740-nucleotide messenger RNA. It is a transcript of the gene ROR1, whose product is annotated as receptor tyrosine kinase like orphan receptor 1. Bases 411 to 3221 code for a protein of 936 amino acids. Lineage: Eukaryota; Metazoa; Chordata; Mammalia; Lagomorpha; Ochotonidae. The transcript is spliced from 9 exons. The record is from RefSeq and is a predicted model, not a curated record. Gene Ontology annotation, cellular component: signaling receptor complex. Gene Ontology annotation, biological process: protein phosphorylation; positive regulation of canonical NF-kappaB signal transduction; cell surface receptor protein tyrosine kinase signaling pathway. Gene Ontology annotation, molecular function: protein binding; ATP binding; protein kinase activity.
GACAAGUUGAGCGAGAGAACGAGCGCCGAGAGCGGGAGGAGGCGCCGCAGCCGCCACCGAGCCGGCACCGGGACGGGACGGCAGGGCGCACAACUGCGAGACCCCGCCGGGGAUACCUCCCGCUGUCCGUGAGCGCGACCCGGUCGGCCCGAGACUGAGCGUCCGGCCGACGCCAGGCUGCAGUAGGAGGGGCCGGGGAGGCACCGCGUUUGCCGGCUCCCGAGGCGGCCGGGCGGAGGCGAGGAAUCAGGUUCGAGGGACAAAGAGCUGUGCAAACUUUCUCCCCCCGGCCUCCUGCGAGCGCCCGCGGCCGGGUCGAGGUGGCCGGACGCCCGGAGGAAGCCCGUGGAUGUUCAGCGCGCGGCCGGGGAGCCACCGCCGCCGUCGCCGCCGCCGCCGUGAGGGGAGGAAUGCACCGGCCGCGCCGCCGCGGGACGCGCCCGCCGCUCCUGGCGCUGCUGGCCGCGCUGCUGGCGGCGCGCGGGGCUGCUGCCCAAGAAACAGAGCUGUCAGUCACUGCUGAGUUAGUGCCUACCUCAUCAUGGAACAUUUCAAGUGAACUCGACAAAGAUUCUUACCUGACUCUGGAUGAACCAAUGAAUAACAUCACCACAUCCCUGGGGCAGACUGCAGAGCUCCACUGCAAAGUCUCUGGGAAUCCACCUCCUACCAUCCGCUGGUUCAAAAACGAUGCACCUGUAGUCCAGGAGCCCCGGAGACUGUCCUUUCGAGCAACCAACUAUGGCUCACGGCUGCGGAUUAGAAACCUCGACACCACAGACACAGGCUACUUCCAGUGUGUGGCAACUAAUGGCAAGAAGGUGGUUUCUACCACUGGAGUCUUGUUUGUCAAGUUUGGCCCCCCUCCCACUGCAAGUCCAGGAUCCUCAGACGAGUAUGAAGAAGAUGGAUUCUGCCAGCCAUACAGAGGGAUAGCAUGUGCAAGAUUUAUUGGCAACCGCACCGUCUAUAUGGAGUCUUUGCACAUGCAAGGAGAAAUAGAAAAUCAAAUCACAGCCGCCUUCACCAUGAUCGGCACCUCCAGCCACUUAUCUGAUAAGUGUUCUCAGUUCGCCAUUCCUUCCCUGUGCCACUACGCCUUCCCUUACUGUGACGAAACCUCUGCUGUCCCCAAGCCCCGUGACCUGUGUCGCGAUGAAUGUGAAAUCCUGGAAAACGUCCUGUGUCAAACGGAGUACAUCUUUGCCAGGUCUAACCCCAUGAUUCUCAUGAGGCUCAAGUUGCCCAACUGUGAAGAUCUGCCGCAGCCCGAGAGCCCGGAAGCUGCCAACUGCAUCCGGAUUGGAAUCCCUAUGGCGGAUCCUAUAAACAAAAAUCACAAGUGUUAUAACAGCACAGGAGUGGAUUACCGGGGGACUGUCAGUGUGACUAAAUCAGGGCGCCAGUGCCAGCCCUGGAAUUCUCAGUACCCCCACAUGCACACCUUCACGGCCCUCCGUUUCCCAGAGCUGAAUGGAGGCCAUUCCUACUGCCGCAACCCAGGGAACCAGAAAGAAGCUCCCUGGUGCUUUACCUUGGAUGAAAACUUUAAGUCUGAUCUCUGUGACAUCCCAGCAUGUGAUUCAAAGGACUCCAAAGAGAAGAAUAAAAUGGAAAUCCUGUACAUUCUGGUGCCAAGUGUUACCAUCCCGCUGGCCAUUGCAUUACUCUUCUUCUUCAUUUGUGUGUGCCGCAAUAACCAGAAGUCAUCAUCACCACCAGUCCAGAGGCAACCAAAGCAUGUGAGAGGCCAAAAUGUGGAGAUGUCGAUGCUGAAUGCUUAUAAACCCAAGAGCAAGGCUAAGGAGCUGCCACUAUCUGCUGUACGUUUUAUGGAAGAACUGGGUGAAUGUGCCUUUGGGAAAAUCUACAAGGGCCAUCUCUACCUCCCAGGCAUGGACCAUGCCCAACUGGUGGCUAUCAAGACCCUGAAAGACUUUAACAACCCUCAGCAAUGGGCAGAAUUUCAGCAAGAAGUCUCCCUCAUGGCCGAACUGCACCACCCCAAUAUCGUGUGCCUGCUAGGGGCUGUCACACAGGACCAACCUGUGUGUAUGCUUUUUGAGUACAUGAACCAGGGAGACCUCCAUGAAUUCCUCAUCAUGCGCUCCCCCCACUCUGACGUUGGCUGCAGUAGUGACGAAGAUGGGACAGUAAAAUCAAGCCUUGAUCACGGAGAUUUCCUGCACAUUGCAAUUCAGAUUGCAGCUGGCAUGGAGUACCUGUCCAGUCAUUUCUUUGUCCACAAGGACCUUGCAGCUCGCAACAUCUUAAUUGGAGAGCAGCUUCACGUCAAGAUUUCUGACUUGGGACUUUCCAGAGAGAUCUACUCAGCUGAUUACUACAGGGUGCAGAGUAAGUCUUUACUCCCCAUCCGCUGGAUGCCGCCGGAAGCCAUCAUGUAUGGCAAGUUCUCUUCUGAUUCAGAUAUCUGGUCCUUUGGCGUUGUCUUGUGGGAGAUUUUCAGUUUUGGCCUCCAGCCAUAUUAUGGAUUUAGUAACCAGGAAGUGAUCGAGAUGGUGAGGAAACGGCAGCUCUUGCCUUGCUCCGAGGACUGCCCGCCCCGGAUGUACAGCCUCAUGACGGAGUGCUGGAAUGAGAUUCCUUCCAGGAGACCAAGAUUUAAAGAGAUUCACGUCCGCCUUCGGUCCUGGGAGGGACUCUCAAGUCACACGAGCUCUACAACUCCCUCGGGGGGCAACGCCACCACGCAGACAACCUCCCUCAGUGCCAGCCCAGUGAGUAAUCUCAGUAAUCCCAGAUACCCAAAUUAUAUGUUCCCAAGCCAGGGUAUCACACCACAGGGCCAGAUCGCGGGUUUCAUUGGCCCACCCAUACCUCAGAACCAGCGCUUCAUCCCCAUCAAUGGGUAUCCAAUACCUCCUGGAUAUGCAGCGUUUCCGGCUGCCCACUACCAGCCACCAGGACCUCCCAGGGUGAUUCAGCACUGCCCGCCCCCCAAGAGCCGGUCUCCAAGCAGCGCCAGUGGAUCAACCAGUACAGGUCAUGUGACCAGCCUCCCUUCGUCAGGAUCCAAUCAGGAAGCAAAUAUCCCUUUGCUACCACACAUGUCCAUGCCAAAUCAUCCCGGAGGGAUGGGAAUCACCGUUUUUGGCAACAAAUCUCAGAAACCCUACAAAAUAGACUCCAAGCAACCAUCUCUGCUAGGAGAUUCCAAUAUUCAUGGACACACCGAAUCUAUGAUUUCUGCAGAACUGUAACAUGCACAACUUUUGUAAAUGUGGUAUACAGGACAACUAGGAGGUUGUAGAAGAGAUUUUAUAUUCAAAUGUUUUAUUAAAGUAAGGCUCUCAUUUAGCAGACGUGGCAACAAGUAUCUUCUGUGAAGCUAAACUGUGUCAUAUGAAGCAAGACACCCCCUAGCCAGAAAACUCCACCACCACCAUUCACUCCGUCGGAGUACAUGACAUGGCGUUGGGACUGGAACUUAACAGUUUCAAGUGCUAAAAACUGCAAACUGGUGAAGAGGAAAAAGAAUUUUGUGAUUAAAUCUCAAACCAAAAAGGAAGUCAAAUGGUGCUUUGUGUAUUUGACUUCAGCGGCCAUGACUGGUCUCUCCCUCCUACAUGUAUAUACAGUAGCAUUUGUCUACCUGCUGUCUUUUCUUCAGGACAGAUGUUCAGGAAUUGUGUUAUUUCAAGUUAGACUCUAUGCUUGGUUGUAAUGGAAGUGAUGUUGAGAAUCAAUGAGGAAGCUUUAGGCCAAAUGGAAAUGAGCCA